Molecule: messenger RNA, 2779 nt
Organism: Anoplopoma fimbria (sablefish)
Lineage: Eukaryota; Metazoa; Chordata; Actinopteri; Perciformes; Anoplopomatidae
Gene: chsy1
Product: chondroitin sulfate synthase 1
Exons: 3
Coding region: 371-2770 (799 amino acids)
Cellular component (GO): Golgi cisterna membrane
Molecular function (GO): glucuronosyl-N-acetylgalactosaminyl-proteoglycan 4-beta-N-acetylgalactosaminyltransferase activity
Source: RefSeq, a predicted model, not a curated record
AAUCGAGGGACCUCGACAGUCCGACAUUCUUCCCGAUGGCUAGAUAAUGGUGAGAAUGGGGGCCGCUGUUCAAGGCAAAGACCAGAGCUGCUGCGUGUGUGGAUCGGCGUUGAAGCUGGCCGAUGGUCGGUGAGGACCGGCGGCAGAGAGACGUUCAGGCGGCUUCAGGAGACCGCGGGAUGCUACGUGGGCAGCUGGGAGAGAAGGGCUUUUCUACUAUGAGAGAGUGUGUGUGAGCCCGGGGGUCACCGUCCUCUCUGUUUAUAUAUAUAUAUUUUAAUUGAUUUAGCUCAUCGGUUCGCUGUUUUUUUUUUCAUAUAUAUAUAUUUUUUAAGCACACAGCGAGCACACACUGGUGAAGUUUUGGGGGAUGGCAGGUCGAAGCAGAAGAGCCUGGUUUAGUGUUCUGCUGGGGCUGGUGGUCGGCUUCACCCUGGCGUCCAGACUCAUCCUCCCCCGGGCCACGGAGCUGAAGAAAGCCGGGCACAAGAGGAAGGCGAGCCCGGCCGGCUGCUCGCUGACCGGGGCUCACAGAGCGGAGUACGGAGCAGCGCUGUGGCCGUCGCAGGAGGACGGGUCGCCGGCCACCGAGAAGCCUGGCUCCGGCUCCAACAACUUCCUGUUCGUGGGUGUCAUGACGGCACAGAAGUACCUGAACAGCAGAGCCGUGGCGGCACACAGGACAUGGGCACAGACCAUUCCAGGUCGCGUGGAGUUCUUCUCCAGUGAGGGCUCCGACACCUCCAUACCCAUUCCCAUAGUGGCCCUGAGAAAUGUGGACGACUCGUACCCACCGCAGAAAAAGUCCUUCAUGAUGCUCAAGUACAUGCACGACCAUUACCUGGACAAGUACGAGUGGUUCAUGAGGGCCGACGACGACGUCUACAUCAAGAGCGAGAAGCUGGAGGGCUUCCUGCGCAGCCUCAACAGCAGCGAGGCCACCUUCCUGGGCCAAACGGGCAUGGGAGCCCGGGACGAGCUGGGGAAACUGGCCCUGGAGCCCGGAGAGAACUUCUGCAUGGGGGGGCCAGGGGUCAUCAUGAGCCGCGAGGUCCUCAAGAGGAUGGUGCCCCACAUCCGAGAGUGUCUUCAGGAGAUGUACACCACCCACGAGGACGUGGAGGUGGGCCGAUGUGUCCGGAGGUUUGCCGGGGUCCAGUGCGUCUGGUCCUAUGAGAUGCAGCAGCUCUUCUAUGAGAACUAUGAACCAAAUAAGAAGGGCUACAUACGAGACCUCCACAACAGCAAGAUCCAUCGAGCCAUCACCCUCCACCCCAACAAGAACCCUCCUUACCAGUAUCGCCUGCACAGCUACAUGCUCAGCCGGAAGAUCGCAGACCUACGCCACCGGACCAUUCAGCUCCACCGGGAGAUCGUUCAGAUGGGACGCUACGGCGCCAAUGAGCCCAGCCGAGAGGACCUCCAGCUCGGCGUGCCGCCUUCGUUUAUGCGCUUCCACCCGCGGCAGAGAGAGGAAGUCCUGGAGUGGGAGUUCCUGACAGGGAAGUACCUGUUCUCGUCCUCUGACGGUCAGCCGCCACGCCGCGGGAUGGACUCCUCCCAAAGGCAAGCCCUGGAUGACAUCAUCAUGCAAGUGAUGGAGAUGAUCAACGCCAAUGCCAAGACACGAGGGAGGGUCAUCGACUUCAAAGAAAUCCAGUAUGGCUACCGGAGAGUCAAUCCGUUAUACGGGGCAGAGUAUGUGCUGGAUCUGCUGCUGCUGUACAAGAAGCACAAAGGAAAGACCAUGACCGUUCCUGUGAGGAGGCACGCCUACCUGCAGCAGACCUUCAGCCAGAUCCAGUUCAGAGAGGAGGGAGAGAUGGACGCCAGAGCUCUGGCCAGCCAUAUCAACAAGGAUUCCGACUCCCUCUCGUUUCUGUCCAACUCCCUGAAGAUGCUGGUGCCCUUCAAGCUGGCCACCUCAGGCCAGGAGCAGAGGGAACCCAAAGAGAAGAAAGUCAACAUCUUGGUCCCUCUGUCGGGACGCUACGACAUCUUCGUGCGUUUCAUGGCGAACUUCGAACGAGUUUGUCUGAUCCCGAACCAGAACGUCAAGCUGCUGAUCCUGCUCUUCAGCACGGACAACAACACGGAGCGGGUCAAGCAGGUGGAGCUGAUGAGGGAGUACCACAUGAAGUAUCCCCGGGCCGAGAUGGAGAUAAAGCCCGUCACCGGCUCCUUCUCCAGGGCUCUGGCUUUGGAAGUGGGCUCCUUGCACUUCUCCAACGAUUCGCUGCUCUUCUACUGCGAUGUGGACCUGCUCUUCACCAGCGACUUCCUGAAGCGAUGUCGGACCAACACGGCCCUCGGGGAGCAAACCUACUUCCCCAUUAUCUUCAGCCAGUAUGACCCCAAAGUGGUGUACGCUGGGAAGGUCCCUAGCAACAACCACUACGUCUUUACCGCCAAGACAGGCCUGUGGAGGAACUACGGCUUUGGCAUCGUCUGCGUCUACAAGGGGGACUUGGUUCGAGCUGGAGGGUUUGAUACCUCGAUACAGGGGUGGGGACUGGAGGACGUGGACCUUUUUAAUAAAUUUGUCCAGUCGGGGCUUAAGUUGUUCAGAAGCACAGACACGGGGAUAGUGCACGUUCACCACCCCGUCAUAUGUGACCCGAACCUGGAGGCGAAGCAAUAUAAGAUGUGUCUGGGCUCCAAGGCCUCGUCGCACGGCUCCACCCAGCAGCUGGCCGAGCUCUGGCUGGAGAAGAACGACCACGGCUUCAGGAGACUGGCCAGCAAUAACGGCUCAGUUAGGACAGCGUGAGAGAAGCCG